This is a messenger RNA of Zerene cesonia (dogface butterfly), 2399 nucleotides long. RefSeq names its product calcium/calmodulin-dependent protein kinase kinase 1. Gene Ontology annotation, cellular component: cytoplasm. Gene Ontology annotation, molecular function: calcium/calmodulin-dependent protein kinase activity; ATP binding; calmodulin binding. The coding region runs from base 11 to 1705 and encodes 564 amino acids. Gene Ontology annotation, biological process: positive regulation of protein kinase activity; protein phosphorylation; intracellular signal transduction. The record is from RefSeq and is a predicted model, not a curated record. NCBI's taxonomy places the organism in Eukaryota, Metazoa, Arthropoda, Insecta, Lepidoptera, Pieridae. The transcript is spliced from 12 exons.
AUUCGGGCGAAUGCAGACGUGUUUCGUUAAACAAAUUCGAUGUAAACAGUUUUGUGUUCUGUUCGUAUGUUUGUUUGUGGCAUGUUUGAUGGCGAAGGAGGUUAAAGGCGGGGGUGGCACUGUAGGUGUGUUGCCGCUCGCAGGGUCCGUGAGGAGAGCCCGUGCUCCUCGCCUCGGGGACAUAGCAAGACACUCUGCGGUUGACGUAGUCGGUGAGGUAAAGAGGGACCAGCUAUGGCAGCAAACAGACGGAGACAGGUUAUCAGCUUACCCAAGCGGUGACCGCUCAACCCUGCUGCGCGCACACGCAGCCAAGUCAGCGGAGUGCAGCCAAGGAUCCCCCCGGGCGCGACGCACCCCCCGGGAGUCGAGGCGGGUGUCCCUCGCCCAGGCGCCGGGAUAUGUGCAGCUUAAUCAGUACCGCCUCUUGGAGCCUAUUGGACAGGGUUCAUACGGGAUCGUGAAGCUGGCAUAUAAUGAAGAAGAUGACACACAUUACGCAAUGAAGAUACUGUCGAAACGCAAGCUGAUGCGUCGAGCGGGUCUCUUCGGCCGGCCGCCGCCGCGCCGCCCCGGCCCGCCCCCCGACCCGCUGCAGAGCAUCUACAGGGAAAUAGCUGUUCUCAAGAAGUUGGACCAUCCUAACGUUGUUAAAUUAGUUGAGGUGUUAGACGAUCCAGCAGAAGACCAAUUAUACUUAGUAUUCCAGCUGCUGGAGGGGGGGCCGGUCAUCGACGUCCCUACUGACAAUCCCCUGAGCGAGGAUCUAGCUAGAAAGUACUUCAGAGAUGCGCUCCUUGGAGUGGAAUACUUACACUACCAACGGAUAGCGCACCGCGACAUCAAGCCCGCGAACCUCCUGCUGGGCGAGGGCAGGGUGCAGGUGGCCGACCUCGGCGCGUGCGGCGAGCUGGCCGGCGCUGGCAAGCUCUCCGGCGCGGUCGGCACGCCGGCGUUCCGCGCGCCGGAGUCCACUGUGGUCACUGAUAAAUACAUCGGUGAGGCAGCAGACAUCUGGUCGCUGGGGGUGACCCUGUACGCCAUGGUGACGGGGCGCGUGCCCUGGACUGCACCAAGCGCAGUGGAGCUCCAGCGGCGCGUGCUGACAGAACCACUUUCCUUCCCCACCAGACCACACCUCUCCAGACCCUUGAAGAGGCUUCUGCUUCGGAUGCUGGAUAAGGAUCCAGAUAAACGAGCUACUAUGCAUGAGAUUAAGGAUCACGAAUGGAUAACAGCAGGUGGCAAGGAACCUCUACCUUCGGAACAGGAGAACUGCCGGCUGGUGGAGGUGACGGAUGAGGACGUAGCCAGGGUCGUCACCUCCAUCCCCAACCUCUCGACCCUCAUACUGAUCAAAACGAUGCUCAAGAAACAUAGCUUUCAGAACCCCUUCCUGCGCAGCCGCGAGGGCUCGCGGCGGGACUCGAGCGACUCGAGCGCGGGGUCGGGCGGCGCGGGGGCGGCGGCGGGCAGCGCGGGCGGCGCGGGCGCGGGGGGGCGCGCCUCGCUCUCGCGCGCCGGCCGCUCUCUAUCCGCGCCCGGGAACUAUCUAACGGAUAAACAAGUAUCAUUCGACAUCAAUCUAGAAUCAGUUGAAGAAACCAAAGAGAAGACGGAAGCCAAACAGAACACGAGUACCGACAGCAAAACAAGCAUAAACGACAAAGAGAACGGUCAGCAGCAAAACGCGGCGAGGCGGUGACGCGCGAACAAGCGUGAAUAGAAAGACUUAAUUUGAAGACAUAAGAAUUUUAAUUAAUGGCAGUGUUUCUAUAUUAAAUAAUAAAUCCUUAGUUCCUUCUUAACCACGAAACCUACGGGGAUGAAAAGUGGUAUAAAACAUAACUGUCUCUUCAUUUGACUUCUUGUCGUUCCUUUACUCGGGCGAAGCCAGCUAGCUUGUUUUGUAACAUUUAUUAAUUUCUUUUAUUUUUUUAUUCGUCGAUUUUGACUGUCUUAUUUUAUAUAAUUUAAUAUCCAAAAUUCCAUUAUACAUUUCGUACCAAAAUUUUACUGUUUUUUUUAAGUUUAGAGCGAGGCACAUAUUUUGACACUUAUGGAAUCGCCGCCAUUAAUGUAGUCUGUGGUAGGGCAUUACUGAAUAAGAUCUGACUCAAUUUUUAUCUUUAAUAUUUUGUAAUAUUAAAUAUUUAAAGGCUACUUAAUUAUAUUCAAUUAUAGCUUUAAUGACGGGUUAGAAUUUUUUAAUAAUAGUCAUUACGUUAAAAGCGAAAAAAAAUUAACACACAAAUUUUUGUCGAAAAAGUUAUUACAAGGUAUAAUAUAAAGAUUACUUUUAGAUAUUUAAUUAUACAAAUUAAGAAUAUUUAAUUAUAUAAUGAAUAUGUCAGUUGAGUUUAUUACGUCUAAUAAUCAUUAUAUUUUUAUAAUUUGUU